GCUAUAUCAGCCCCAGAAUCAGAGACGCCACUUUUAUUUCCUUCGAGCUGAACACGUGUCAAGAGUAUUUGGAAACUGCUACACAGCACAACAGCGAAUACCACCUGUAUUAUUUUUCUGUCUAGCCUGAAAGUAUAUCUACAGUGUCAUCUAUUUUACUCAACUGUAUGGGGACUGUCUCGGACCAUUCUGAAUAUAGCGAACCGGAGGUCCUUUUCAAGAACCCACAGAUCCAUGUUAAAAACCCCCACUUGGAUACAAUGGAAGAGGACAUUCUCUAUCACUUCAACCUGGGGACCAAGACCCACAACCUACCUGAGAUGUUUGGAGACGUCAAGUUUGUGUGCGUCGGCGGGAGUGCCAAUCGGAUGAAGUCCUUUGCUCAGUUCAUUCACCAGGAGCUGGCCUUGCCCGGAAACAUGGAUAAUGUCACAGAUAUCUGUGAAGGAACCGACCGCUACUCCAUGUACAAAGUGGGACCCGUACUUUCUAUCAGUCAUGGUAUGGGCGUCCCCUCCAUCUCCAUCAUGCUCCAUGAGCUCAUCAAACUGCUGCAUCAUGCCCGCUGCAUCGACUUCAUCCUCUUCCGCAUUGGCACCUCCGGUGGAGUCGGUCUGGAAGCAGGAACAGUAGUGGUCACAGACAAGGCGGUGGACUGCUUCUUCCGCGCCCAGUUUGAGCAGGUGGUUCUAGGUAAGGUGGUCACCAGGAGCACAGAGCUGGAUGUGGGCGUAUCCAAGGAGCUGCUGCAGUGCUCGUCCGAGUUAGACGACGUGCCAACCGUCAUCGGAAACACCAUGUGCACCAGUGACUUCUACGAAGGUCAGGGUCGGCUUGAUGGAGCUCUCUGCUCCUUCUCCACUGAGGACAAGCGGGAGUACUUAAGGAAAGCCUAUAACACAGGAGUCAGGAAUAUUGAGAUGGAGUCCACCGUCUUCGCAGCCAUGUGUCGUGCCUGUGCCAUCAAAGCGGCUGUCGUCUGUGUGACUUUGUUGAACCGUUUCGAUGGGGAUCAGAUCUCCACCCCUCAUGAUGUGCUAGUGGAGUACCAACAGAGACCUCAGGUUCUGGUGGCCCACUUCAUCAAGAAACGCCUGGGCCUCGUCGUCUAAAGCUCCCUCCGAUCACAUCUGCUGCCCAUGAACUGCACAUAGCUACAGCCUCGACUGUUACGUGGACAUACACGGAGUGUAGAAAACAUUAGGAACUCCUUCCUAUUGAGUUUCACCCCUUUUGCCCCUGACUGAAGUGGAUUUAACAGGUGACAUCAAUAAGGGAUCAUAGCUUUCACCUGAUCAGACUGUCAUGGAAAGAGCAGGUGUUCUUAAUGUUUUGUACACUCAGUGUAUGUAUACAGUCAUGUUGAUAUGUUAAGAUAUUAUUUAAAGUGUUCUAAAAGUACAUGAAGAUUUGACAGAUGUGUUGUAUCGUGUAUGAUUUGUUAAAUGAAGCUCAAAGAGUGGGCUCAUACGCAAUUGUGUGGUAUAUUUGUAAUGGUAUUGCAGUUGAAGUCGGAAGUUUACAUACACCGAUUUUGGAGCAGUGGCUUCUUCCUUGUUUCUUCCUUGCUGAGUUUAUACUUGUGUACUAUUGUUUGUUCAGAUGAACAUAGUACCUUCAGGCAUUUGGAAAUUGCUCCCAAGGAUGAACCAGACUUGUGGAGGUCUACAAUUUAUUUUCUGAGGUCUUGGCUGAUUUUCUUUUGAUUUUCCCAUGAUGUCAAGCAAAGAGGCACUGAGUUUGAAGGUAGGCCUUGAAAUACAUCCACAGGUACACCUCCAAUUGACUCAAAGGAUGUCAUUAGCCUAUCAGAAGCUUCUAAAGCCAUGACAUAAUUUUCUGGAGUUUUCCAAGCUGUUUAAAGGCACAGUCAACUUAGUGUAUGUAAACUUCUGACCCACUGGAAUUGUGAUACAGUGAAUUAUAAAUUAAAUAAUCUGUAUGUAAACAAUUGUUGAAAAAAUUACCUGUGUCAUGCACAAAGUAGAUGUCUUAACCGACUUGCCAAAGCUAUAGUUUGUUAACAAGAAAUGUGUGGAGUGGUUGAAAAACGAGUUUUAAUAACUCCAACCUAAGUGUAUGUAAACUUCCGACUUCAACUGUAUAUAUUGUGUUGCUUUUGACUACCUUGACUGUGUAGAUGAAAUUGUUGGUUUCUCUGUAACUACACGGAACAGAAAGAUAAACGCAACCUGUAAA
This is a messenger RNA of Oncorhynchus mykiss (rainbow trout), 2199 nucleotides long. RefSeq names its product uridine phosphorylase 2. The record is from RefSeq and is a predicted model, not a curated record. Gene Ontology annotation, molecular function: uridine phosphorylase activity. Gene Ontology annotation, cellular component: cytosol; cytoplasm. NCBI's taxonomy places the organism in Eukaryota, Metazoa, Chordata, Actinopteri, Salmoniformes, Salmonidae. Gene Ontology annotation, biological process: uridine catabolic process; nucleotide catabolic process.